Molecule: messenger RNA, 3813 nt
Organism: Acanthoscelides obtectus
Lineage: Eukaryota; Metazoa; Arthropoda; Insecta; Coleoptera; Chrysomelidae
Source: the annotation of a GenBank genome assembly
CGUCAUCAAAAGUUGUUUCUUGCUUUUAUGUUCCAUGCUUUUAAAAUUUGACAAAUUGUGAUUUUUAAGCUGUACGCCAUUUUGUUUGGCUGAUUUCUUGUUGACUCCUUUAAAUCUGCUUACGUUUUUAAUAAGAAUCUAUCCAACAUUACGUGAUUAUAAAUAUAUUUGAAUAAAUGGUUGGAUAUCGGAUUUACAUGUAAGGGUUUUUGAAUCUUGGAUUUGGACAGUAAAAUAAAAUUUAUCUUUACCAUGCCCUGAUAACAGUCUCGCUCUCGCAUCAGUUUUUCACCUUAUCGUUUCGGUAUAGUUUAUAGUGAAUUGACCCAAAUGAAUAAAUAAGGUAUUCCCACAGAAGGCUGCUACAUAACAAAAAAUGGAAUUUGCACCACCUAUGAUGAAUCAUCCACCCCCCAAUAUGGGGGCCCCUCCACCAAAUUUAGCCCAGCCACAAGGAUUUAUUCGCCCACCAUUCAGACCCUUCAUGAAUAAACCCCCCUUGCCCGGGCCUCUAGGAAAUAUGACAUUAGAAGAUUUUGAUGGAAAACGUCUCAGAAAAUCUGUAAUGAGAAAAACUGUAGAUUACAAUUCCUCAAUUAUUAAAGAGCUGGAAAACCGCGUCUGGCAGCGUGACUGCAGAGACAGAAGAGCACUUCAACCAGAUGCCAUGUACUAUCCAGACCUAAUGCCUCCACCAAGUUAUCCUGACAACCCCAUCAACUGUGUCACAACAAGAUUUGUUAAAACAGCCACUAACAAGAUGAGAUGUCCAAUCUUCUGCAUGGCAUGGACACCUGAAGGCAGGCGUUUGGUAACUGGCGCCAGUUCGGGGGAGUUCACGCUAUGGAACGGUUUAACAUUCAAUUUUGAAACAAUCCUCCAGGCCCACGACAGUCCGGUGCGUACGAUGGUAUGGAGUCACAAUGACAGCUGGAUGGUGACUGGGGACCACGCGGGUUACGUCAAAUAUUGGCAGUCUAACAUGAACAAUGUGAAGAUGUUCCAGGCACACAAAGAGGCACUUCGCGGCAUAAGCUUCAGCCCCUCCGACAACAAGUUCGUAACGUGCUCAGACGAUGGUACUUUGAGGAUCUGGGAUUUUUUCCGUUACCAAGAAGAGAAGGUGCUCAGAGGACACGGAGCAGACGUCAAGUGUGUUCACUGGCAUCCUCAAAAAGCGCUGAUUAUUUCGGGUAGUAAGGACAACCAACAACCUAUCAAGCUGUGGGACCCCAAAACAGGACAGUCAUUAGCCACGCUACACGCGCAUAAAUCGACAGUAAUGGACCUAAAAUGGAACGACAACGGUAACUGGCUAAUAACGGCAUCUAGAGAUCACUUACUGAAACUGUUCGAUUUACGAAACCUGAGUCAAGAGGUGCAGACCUUCAGAGGACAUAAAAAGGAAGCGUCAAGUGUAGCUUGGCACCCCAUUCACGAAGGACUCUUCAGCAGCGGAGGCUCAGAUGGGGCUAUCAUGUUCUGGCACGUCGGUGCUGACAAAGAAGUAGGAGCGAUAGAACAAGCUCACGAUAGCAUAGUAUGGACGUUAUCAUGGCACCCACUCGGACAUAUACUUUGUUCAGGGUCCAACGAUCAUACCAGCAAAUUUUGGACUAGGAAUAGACCGGGAGAUCAAAUGAGAGACAAAUAUAACCUGAACACGUUACCAGCUGGUAUUGCUGGAUGGGACGAUAUGGAGAUGGUAGCGGGAGCUACUGAUGAACCAGCAUCGAUAAUUCCUGGCAUGGGCCCAGAAGAUAAAGUUGAUAUUACGACGAUCAUAACAGAUGAGAACCAAACAAUUCCUGGAUUAGACUAUGAUUCUGUUACUAACGAAGAUAAGGGCAAAACAAAGAAAGUACCAUUCAGUAAACCCAUACCUCGUAAUUUCCAAGCCCAGUGGAAUGAAACUGGCAUAGAUGAUUCAUCCUUUACCUCAGUCAUUAACCAACUGGUAGAAAACACACCUGGUGUAGUUCCUCUGCAGCAAAUAGCUCCUAAUGCUAUUAUAAUUUAUGGAAAACUAAUUCCAGUUGAACCUGGCUCCAAAUUGGAGCAAGCCAUUUCCGACGGUCCAGAUGCAUUGCAAAAGUACAUCGCUUCGGGCGAAAUCGAGGAACUUCACGAUGUAAUGCCAAUUUUGGACGAUGACGAUGAAGAUGAGACCACUAACGAUAAUUACCAAGACAAUCGGGAACCGGAACAUGACUUCAAGGACCACGACAUGCGUCGUCAGUCUCAAUUUGGCAGCAAUGGCAGGGACACCGAUAUGCGCAAUACGGGAGGCGACAUGGACUUCAGGAACGGACGAGAUACCCGAAAUCAAGGCCGUUUCGAUCGUCCACAACGAAUGGAUGAAGAUUUCCGUUUCAACAAUGGUGAUGAUUAUAGAGAUGAUUACAGAGAGGACUAUAGAGAAGAUUACGAGAGAGCAGAAGACGAGGAGUAUAUGGAAGAAGAAUACUAUGAUGAAGAACCGCGUCAAGGAAACUGGGGCCAAAGGCAAAACUUUCAGAAAAGAAACAAAUUCCAGAAAGGCUUCCGAGGUCCUCCACAACCUAAAGGCAACUGGUCGGGUUCAGACAGGUCACCCAUGGACAGAGGACUCAACCGAGAUAGAUCACCUAUGGACCGACCUCCCAUGGACAGACCUCCAAUGGAUAGACCUUCUAUGGACGGUCCUCCAUCACUCAUGGGUAGACUCCCCAUGGAUAGACCUCCUAUGGAUAGACUUCCUAUGGAUAGGUCCCCUAUGGACAGACAGGGUGGUGAUUUCAGGGGUGGUAGAGGCGAUUUUAGGGGCGGAAGAGGCGGAAGUAGGGGCGGCCGUGAUAGAGACCGAGAUAGAGAUCGAGGCGGAAGAAGUGAUAGAGGUGGUGCGCGAGGCAGGGGAGCGGGAAGAGGAAGAGGUGGCCCUAGGGGCGGAAAUAGAGGAGGAGGAGGAGGGAAUAGAGGACGAGGUGGUGGUCGGGGAAGUUUCAGAGAGUGAUGUGAUGGAUUGUUGUGAUCUGGUUGGUGGCAUUUGUGUUAAUGAACUUUUUUCACUGUGGGUAGGUUAUGGGACUCAUUUUAAAGAAGCUGAUUUUUUCUGCCUCCAAAAUGGUAUUUAUAGCCAUUUUUUUGAAAUACAUGGUUAAUUAAAAAACAGGGGGGAGGCUUGGCCACCUUUUUGAUGUCUUGCAUAGAUGUGGAUAUGCUUCUUUUCCAUAAUACGGUGCUUUGACUGAUCCGUCUUUGAUAUUUCACAUUAGAUUCUAGUUAAAAAUGAUCUUUUGUGUUUUUAAUUCAGGCGCAUCGAUUUGGAAAUGACCAGUAUAUUAUAUACCAGUUUAAAAAUAGUAGUCAAGCUGGCGCUUGUUUUAAGGACAUAAGAAAAACUGGGACAAACUCAUUAAAAAAUGCUUAUUUGUGCAAAAACCAGUGCCGUUAUAUUUUUUGUGUAGCAGUGAUUAUAUUUCUCUGGCAACAAUCUGUAAUUGUCUCGUAUUAAAAAUCAGCUUUUUCAAAAGAGGUGUUCAAAGUGUCUUUCCCAAUAAUCCUAUGGACCUUGCUCAUGUCUAUGAAAUGCCCAUAUGACGGAAAGAUGUAUGAUGUAUUUAUUUGCUUCAGGCCUUUCGUUUAAAUUUUCGGAAUGUAUAAUGUUGUUUAUACUGUCAUUAAUUGUAAUUUGUAUAUAUAUAUUGACAUAGGAUAUCAAUUCUAUUUCUAUCGUCCCAUCAUGUUGGUAUAAUAACACAUACUGAUUAAUAUGUCCGAGUUUAUUUUAAGCAUUGUGAUUUUUACUUUGCAUCAAAUAAACCGAUGUUUCUA